AGAAGGCUGUGGGUCAAGAAGCGAGUCUUGCUACUUAAAUGCGCCUAUGAACCACCAUUUUGUUUAUUUUCGUGUGAAAUUGGUGAAUUGUGAUCUGUGCAACAUAAGUUUUUAUAUGUUUAAGAUUUAGUGAUUAUAAAAUUACGUGUAUUAUAUAUGGUUCGGUCGUUUCCCCUGGUAACAGGGGGUGAAGAAAUCCGCAGACAUUGGGCGCAUUGCAAGUAAACACGUUAAAGUGACGGUGUCCGGUAAAAACUCAGUCGGUUCUGGGAAAGAUCGUACAGUUAGUCUUAAUUUAAAAAAACCAAAAAUUCAGAUCACGACAGUUGAAAAUAUGAAUCACGUAAAUGACAAGGAAAAUCAAAAUAAUGACGUAGAGGAGAUGGACACACAAGAAGGUGGAGUAGACGGUGGCGGAGAGACCCAAAUGAACGGUGAGACACAAGAUCAAACCGUGUCACAGGACGCGGAAAUGGAGGAAGAUGAAGCCCGUUCGGAAGCCACCUUCAGGUAUACUGUAACAAACUUCAGCAAACUGAAAGACACACAAUUGUCCCCUCCAACCUACGUGAGAAAUCUACCCUGGAAGAUCAUGGUGAUGCCAAGAACAAGUCCUGCACAAGAUAGACAAAAUCAGAGAAGUCUAGGUUUUUUCCUCCAGUGUAAUGGAGAAUCGGAAUCAACAUCGUGGAGUUGCAACGCUACUGCCGAACUGAGAUUGCUGAGCAAUAAGGAGGGCGUCCCACCAUUCUCUCGGACGAUACAGCACCUCUUCUACAGCAAAGAAAAUGACUGGGGGUUUAGCCAUUUUAUGUCCUGGCAAGAUGUUCUAGAAUCGGAUAAGGAGUAUGUUAAGGAUGACUCAAUUACGCUGGAGGUUAAAGUCCAGGCUGAUGCACCACAUGGCGUGAGUUGGGAUUCGAAGAAACAUACAGGAUAUGUAGGUCUUAAAAAUCAGGGUGCCACGUGCUACAUGAACUCUCUUCUGCAGACACUGUAUUUUACAAACCAACUAAGGAAGGCUGUUUACAAAAUGCCAACAGAGAGUGAUGAUUCAAGUAAAAGUGUAGCACUAGCACUUCAGAGGGUAUUCCAUGAGUUGCAGUUUUCAGACAAACCUGUUGGUACAAAGAAACUAACAAAAUCUUUUGGCUGGGAGACGUUGGACUCCUUCAUGCAGCAUGAUGUUCAAGAAUUUCUACGUGUGCUGUUGGACAAACUUGAAAGUAAGAUGAAGGGAACCUGUGUUGAAGGAACUGUGCCAAAGCUCUUUGAAGGAAAGAUGGUGUCUUUCAUUAAAUGCAAGAACAUUGACUAUACAUCUACAAGAGUAGAGACCUUUUAUGAUAUUCAACUCAACAUCAAGGGGAAGAAAAAUAUUGACGAAUCAUUUCGUGACUACAUAACAACAGAAGUAUUGGAUGGUGACAACAAGUAUGAUGCUGGUGAGCAUGGUUUACAGGAUGCUGAGAAAGGAGUGAUAUUCUCAGCAUUCCCUCCAGUUCUGCAUUUACAUCUUAUGAGGUUCCAGUAUGAUCCCAUAACUGAUUGUUCAGUUAAAUUUAAUGACAGGUUUGAAUUCUAUGAAAAAAUAAGUCUUGAGCCAUACUUGCAGCAACCUGAGCCAACAAGAGCAGAUUACACACUUCAUGCAGUUCUGGUACAUAGUGGAGAUAAUCAUGGUGGCCACUAUGUAGUUUUUAUAAAUCCCAAAGGUGAUGGAAAGUGGUGUAAGUUCGAUGACGAUGUAGUGUCUCGUUGCACAAAAACAGAAGCCAUUGACAACAAUUAUGGAGGCCAUGAUGAUGACAUGAACAUGACAGUGAAGCACUGUACUAAUGCAUAUAUGUUGGUCUACAUUCGUGACAGUGAAUUAAAAAACGUGUUACAAGAAGUGACUGAAGAGGAUAUUCCUCAGGAGCUAGUGGAGAGGUUACAAGAAGAGAAACGAAUGGAACAGAUACGCCGCAAGGAAAGGAACGAAGCUCAUCUAUACAUGUCUGUUCAAGUACUGCUAGAGGACAGCUUUGAUGGCCAUCAGGGUAAUGAUUUAUACGACCCUGAACGUGCACAGUAUAGAAUAUUCAGGGUACGGAAACAAACGACACUUCAAGAACUCCUGGAACACUUAGCAGAAAGUAUGAAGUAUCCAGUUGACCAAAUACGACCGUGGCCAUUUGGAUUCAGGUCAAAUCAAACUUGUAGGCCAACGCUAAUUGAUGUUGAAGCAGACUUGCACAAGCCUAUAUUGGAAGUUGCUGAAAAUCAGAAUCCUUGGAAUAUUUUCUUGGAGGUUGUACCUCCAGAUUCUGGUUUGCAGACUCUUCCCCCUUUUGACAAGGACACAGAUGUGCUGCUGUUCUUCAAAUUGUAUGAUCCAAAAAACAAGAGGAUACAUUACUGUGGGCAUCAUUACAUGCCUGUCGCAGCAAAAGUCCAGGAACUUAUUCCAAUGUUGAAUGAAAGGGCGGGGUUCCCUGCAGAUACAGAACUAAUAUUAUAUGAAGAAAUAAAACCAAAUAUGGUAGAAAAAAUUGAAAACUGCAAUGAGCCUUUGGAGAAAGUUCUUGAAGAACUGAUGGAUGGUGAUAUUAUCGUCUUUCAAAAAGACGAAAGAGAAGAUUCAGAACUUCCAACAUGUAAAGACUACUUUAAGGAUUUGUUUCACCGUGUUGAAGUAACUUUCUGUGAUAAAAUGAUACCCAACGAUCCAGGAUUUACGAUUGAUCUUUCACAGAGGAUGACUUAUGAUCAAAUGGCACGAGCUGUCGCCGAACGAGUUGGUGUAGACCCUUACUUGCUUCAGUUCUUUAAGUGUCAAAACUACAAAGAUAGUCCUGGAAACCCUCUCCGGUGCACCUAUGAUGGAACAUUAAAAGAAUUGCUAGUUUAUUGCAAGCCUAAGACGCCUAAGAAAAUAUUUUAUCAGCAGCUUAGUAUACGAAUUAAUGAACUUGAAAACAAGAAACAAUUUAAGUGUGUAUGGGUAGGCCCAAAAUUGAAAGAAGAAAAGGAGCUAAUACUGUACCCAAAUAAAAAUGGUACAGUAUCAGACCUCUUGGAGGAAGCAAGAAAGCAGGUUGAACUGUCCGAAAAUGGGUCUGGAAAACUUAGGAUAUUUGAAGUAAACUGCAACAAAAUUAUUUCUGGCCCAAAGGAAGAUGGUCCACUAGAAACACUAAACUCUUCUGCUAGUAAAACAUUCAGGAUAGAGGAGAUACCACGAGAUGAACUGCACCUAGCGGAUGAUGAAAUGCUAAUGCCAGUUGCCCAUUUUUAUAAGGACAUUUUCUCUACAUUUGGCAUUCCAUUCUUCCUUAAAGUGAAGCAUGGGGAGCCAUUUUCAAAGAUUAAAGAUAGAUUACUGAAGAAAUUAGGAAUUCAAGAAAAAGAAUUUGAGAAGUUUAAAUUUGCACUAGUUGUGAUGGGGAGGCCAACAUUUAUUGAACAGCCAGACUACUGCAUAAAUUUGCAGGAUUUCAGGUGUCAUCCAAACCAAGGAAACACUGCACCAAUGCCUUGGCUUGGGCUAGAGCAUGUAAACAAAGCUCCCAAACGAUCUAGGUACAAUUAUCUGGAGAAGGCUAUUAAAAUCUACAACUGAGAAGUCCUAGGCUGUUUCUUGUACAUACGUAAUUUGGUUGCAAGGACUCCAAGAGAAAGCAACCUUUAUUUGUAAUGAAGAGGUAUUUAAACCUCAGAAAGACUGAGUGGGAUUGUGUUGUGAACAGACAUUCAGUGACAUUGGUGUGGUGAACUGUGUCUGCAGCAACAGUGAUAAAAUAACGAACUGUGUCAUUUUGUCAGAUGUGACAAGUACAGCGUUGUGUGAUCAGGUAAUAAAAUUGUUGUGUUAUUUCUUUGCCAAUGACUAUUCCUCAUUCGUUAUGAAUGCUGCUUCCCGAUAACUCAAGACACGGCUGUGUUGAUUAAUGAAUAAAUUAUACACCAAUUAAAAUUUUUCCUUGCUUGUAGAUACGAAUUUUACGGUAAGAACAUUUUUACAAGUCAUUUUUCCCCCUUUAUAACCCUGUGGUUCGUGUUCCUCAUUGUUCUGCACUGUGGUGAAUGUGACUGUCUGCUGUUUUGCUACAGUGGAAGAAUGAAGAAAGCACCUGUGAAUAAUCCGGUUAAAAUGUUUGUAAGUAAUCUGUUUUUAAAGACAAUAGUAUGUUCUGUGAGGUUACCAGAGUUUGUGACAAGAUUUAAGGAUAGCAUGUGGACAAAGACCAAGAGAAGUUCAGCAGCAAACUUUGUGGUAUAACAUAAUUAUACUAAAUGCGCUAUCAAAAUUGUAAGUUCAGAUGUUAUGCACAGGAAUUUUAUUUCGUACUGUUUUAGUCGCUUUAAAGUAACCAAUUCUAAUAAAUCAGUUUUGUGAAAGAAAUUGUUUCGUGAAUUGGGACUUAAUUGUUGAGUAAUGGAUUAAUAAAAAGAAAGUUAUUUUUGGACCUGAAA
Messenger RNA from Schistocerca americana (American grasshopper), 4458 nucleotides. It is a transcript of the gene Usp7, whose product is annotated as ubiquitin carboxyl-terminal hydrolase 7. Gene Ontology annotation, cellular component: cytosol; nucleus. Gene Ontology annotation, molecular function: cysteine-type endopeptidase activity; cysteine-type deubiquitinase activity; protein binding. Gene Ontology annotation, biological process: regulation of protein stability; protein deubiquitination. The coding region runs from base 335 to 3604 and encodes 1089 amino acids. The record is from RefSeq and is a predicted model, not a curated record. NCBI's taxonomy places the organism in Eukaryota, Metazoa, Arthropoda, Insecta, Orthoptera, Acrididae. The transcript has 23 exons.